AUGGAUGACAUUUUGAAGUUAGCACAAAAUAUAAAGCUAGACGAAUCUAGUGUUCAAGGUAAGAGUAGAUUUAUGAUUCUAAAGGUUAUACGGGAAGCUAUAGAAGAGACAGAAUGUGUGACAUAUAUAGAAAGUAUUAAAGUAUUUCUUGGUCCACCACCGCUCGAAGAGCCGGAUGAUCAAGGGGAGGGACCCCAGAAAGAAGUAGAAGUUUCAGAAGUGGGACCCCAGGAAAAAUCAGAAGUUGUAGAAUUGGAAGAGAAGAUACAAGAAUUGUUGAGUAAACAAAAAGAAAUCAAACUAAAGGCUCAAGAGAAAAAGGGAACAGGUGUUAGUAAGAAGAGUCCUGUUCAACCAGAAAAUGUUAUAAAAGUACCAUUGGCAAAUCUUGAAAAGAGUCUGCUACCCCGAGAUUUUAAGAUACAAGGUGUAGUCGGGGAACCCGGACAGAAAGAUAAGUUGGGGUAUCAAUCAUUAGUUUCCCAAAUUGAAGCCGGUGUUAGAAAACAAUACUCUGAACUAGAAAUUGUUAAUGCAGUAGUUCGAGCAGUCCAACCAGGACUUCAGUUAAGAAGUUAUUUGGAAAGU
Molecule: messenger RNA, 588 nt
Organism: Paramuricea clavata
Lineage: Eukaryota; Metazoa; Cnidaria; Anthozoa; Malacalcyonacea; Plexauridae
Source: the annotation of a GenBank genome assembly